This is a messenger RNA of Soboliphyme baturini, 354 nucleotides long. Lineage: Eukaryota; Metazoa; Nematoda; Enoplea; Dioctophymatida; Soboliphymatidae. The record is from the annotation of a GenBank genome assembly.
AUGUCUGGCAUAUUCACACCGACCAAUCAGAUCCGUCUGACUAACGUUGCUGUGGUAAGGUUAAGGAAAGCUGGCAAGCGGUUUGAAAUUGCUUGCUACAAGAACAAGGUUAUGUCAUGGCGAAAUAAAGUCGAGAAAGAUAUCAAUGAGGUACUUCAAACGCACACGGUCUUUCUGAAUGUGUCAAAAGGUCAGACAGCCAACAAAGAGGAUUUGAUUGCAGCUUUCGGAAAUGACGAUCAAUCAAAAAUUUGUCAGCUGGUAAUUACAUUUGUCAUAUCACAGUAUGUAGUUUCGAAACUUUUACUUAAGUCAAUUUAUUCGCCCAGCCCCGUGUUUUUAAGAUGUUUUUAA